CGCGAGGAACCCGAACUCAACAACACUAAGAUGAGUGUACCUGAUACUAACGCUCCGAUUAGCCAGAUUCUCCGAUAUCUCAGAUAGUCUGGCAUACAUACUGCAGGAACACUUGUCAGUCAAAGUGCUCUCUUCUUCGUAUCAUUUAGCUAAAUCGUCCGCAAGCACCUUGCAAUCGCCAAACCAUAAAAUAUCAUAAUCACUAUUCACAAAAACUUCGUCCACCUGAGACAGAACGAAAUCGGUCAUGGCUUUCGUUCAGGCCGCAUUCUCCGACCCUAGAGUCCCUCUUCAAGACCGACAAGAAGCCCUGAACCGCGCAUUCGCCGAUCCAGGCCUUCCAGCACCUUGCGGCAUGCCCUCUUUCUGGCUCAAAGACCCCCCAUUCUCUGAGCUCGCAAGCUUGCAAUCCGCAGAACUCGCAACAGAAGCAGAGGUUGUGAUCAUCGGCUCCGGGAUUACGGGCGCCUCCAUCGCUAGAACCCUAUUGUUGAACACAUUUGGCGAAGGAAACCAAGAAAAGAGGCCUUCUGUCGUUAUACUCGAUGGUCGUGAGGUCUGUCAUGGCGCGACGGGCCGGAAUGGGGGCCACAUCCUCGAGACCGCGGAGGAAUUCAGCUAUUUCGAAGAGACGUAUGGAGUGGAGACUGCGAUCCGAACCAUGAGAUUCCGCCUCGCACAUCUGGCGGAGCUGCUUCGAGUGGCAGACGAAUACGGGCUGAGCGAGGUUGCCCAGGCCCGGAGAAUCCAGUUCCUGAGCGUUCAUUUUGAUAACGACAAGUGGGUGGAGACGGUGCGUUCUAUCCGGAGACUCAAGGAGUGUAUGCCUGCCGAGACGGUGGAAUGGAAGAUUUUCAAAAAAGCCGAUAUCCCGAAGGAGUUCGGUCUUGCCCCAAAUGCUCGAGGUGUCAUCGCCGGGCCCGCCGGCGCCAUGUGGCCGUAUCGUUUCGUCACGGGCUUACUGGCCCGUCUGCGCGAGCAGUAUCCCAAGGAUCUCCGGAUUGAGACCAAGACACCCGUAACGGCUAUUCGCGAGAACGCGACAUCCACAGACCCGUCCGCACUGCGAUACUCGGUCGUCACGCCGAGAGGAACGAUCCGAGCACGUCAUGUCAUCCACUGCACGAACGCGCAUGUCGGUCACUUGGUGCCGGGACUGCGCGGCCGCAUCUACCCCAUCCAAGGAACAAUGACGGCGCAGAACCCAGGGCGCAGCUUCCGACCACAAGGAACCGAGCACUCCUGGCUGUUCAACUAUGAGCAUGGCUUUGACUACCUGACUCAGUUGCCCUCUGGUGGGGAGACGGCCAACAAGAUGAUGCUGGGAGGGGGCUUUGGGCAGCAUGCAGAUCGAGGGAUCUUGGCUUUGGGCAUCGCAUCUGAUAAUGAGGGAGUCCCGCCGUAUACGCUGAAACAUCUGAAGACAACACUCCAGAAGGCGUUCGACCAGGAGGAUUGGGGCGAGUGGAGCGCUGAGCGGGAUGUUGACACGGCGUGGACGGGAAACAUGGGCUUCAGCGCAGAUGGAUAUCCGUGGAUCGGCAAGCUGCCGCAUUCUGCGUCUGGCCGUGGGGAAGCCGUGGAGGGAGGGGAAGGUCAUGGAGCCGAAUGGUUGUCGUGUGCGUUCUCGGGCGAAGGCAUGGUGCAGGCUUGGCUGUGCGGGAAAGCAGUAGGUAUGAUGGUGUUGGCCCAUGGUGGACGGAGGGCCGGAGAGGUGGAUCUCUCCUGGGUGCCUGAUCAGAUGUUCGUGACUGAGAACCGGAUCAAGAGGUCGGUUCUGCCACGAGUGAUCCCCGAUCAUCGCUCCUCUCAACUCUGAGAGGCACUGUGGUCUUCAUGUAGUACUUGUUUAAAGGGGAUCGGCAAUGUACGUGAGGUUCAAGUGACAGAGGAGUAGACGGGAUGGGAUGUCUUGUGUUUUGUCAAACGUACUAAGAAUAGCAAAUAUUGCAAUGUGAGUCGACGUCUAAGAUCCUGAUCACACCAU
Molecule: messenger RNA, 1987 nt
Organism: Aspergillus aculeatus ATCC 16872
Lineage: Eukaryota; Fungi; Ascomycota; Eurotiomycetes; Eurotiales; Aspergillaceae
Product: NAD(P)/FAD-dependent oxidoreductase
Exons: 2
Coding region: 248-1819 (523 amino acids)
Cellular component (GO): cytoplasm
Molecular function (GO): oxidoreductase activity
Source: RefSeq, a predicted model, not a curated record